UGCAGCAGGGCAGUAAAGGGGCAACGUUGGGCCUGACAGUGGGAGGACACUAGUAAAACCUACUGUCAAGAUCAUAACCCCACUCCUCUUCCUGUCAGGCAGCGGUCUGCUCCGCAGAUAAUCACAUCACAGGGAGAAGAACACAAACCCAGCUCAACAUUAUCGUCUAUCCAUUUUCUGUCUUUUUGACCGGUGUUUUCAAAGCUAGUUUUCAGGAUGAUGCCCCACAUGCAGACAACGAUUGAGUACAAUAACGGCUAUGUACAGGAGCAGGAUUACACCAUGCAGGAGGAUGAGUGGGACAGGGAUCUGCUUCUGGACCCAGCAUGGGAGAAACAGCAGCGAAAGACCUUCACAGCAUGGUGUAACUCCCACCUGAGGAAAGCUGGGACACAGAUAGAGAACAUUGAGGAGGAGUUCAGGAAUGGCCUCAAACUCAUGCUGCUCCUGGAGGUCAUCUCAGGUGAGAGACUGCCCAAGCCUGACAGAGGCAAGAUGCGCUUCCACAAGAUAGCCAACGUCAACAAAGCUCUGGAGUACAUCACCAGCAAAGGAGUCAAGCUGGUGUCCAUCGGAGCUGAAGAGAUUGUCGACGGCAACGUGAAGAUGACACUGGGAAUGAUCUGGACCAUCAUCCUGCGCUUCGCCAUCCAGGACAUUUCUGUGGAGGAAACAUCUGCCAAGGAGGGUCUUCUUCUGUGGUGCCAGAGAAAGACUGCUCCCUACAGGAACGCUAAUGUUCAGAACUUCCAUUGCAGCUGGAAGGACGGCCUGGCCUUCUGUGCCCUGAUACACAGACACCGCCCCGACCUCAUAGACUACGCCAAGCUCAAUAAGGAUGACCCUCUGGGUAACCUUAACCUAGCCUUCGAAGUUGCUGAGAAGCACCUGGACAUCCCUAAGAUGUUGGACGCUGAAGACAUUGUCAACACCCCCAAGCCAGACGAGCGAGCCAUCAUGACCUAUGUGUCAUGCUUCUACCAUGCCUUUGCUGGGGCAGAGCAGGCGGAGACGGCAGCCAACCGCAUCUGCAAGGUGCUGGGGGUCAACCAAGAGAACGAGAAACUGAUGGAGGAGUACGAGAGGCUGGCCAGUGAGCUGCUGGAGUGGAUCCGCCGGAUGACCCCCUGGCUGGAGAACCGCACCCCGGAGAAGACCAUGGACAUCAUGAGAAGGAAGCUGGAGGACUACCGGGACUACCGCCGCAUGCACAAGCCCCCCAAGGUGCAGGAAAAGUGCCAGCUGGAGAUCAGCUUCAACACCCUGCAGACCAAGCUGCGCAUCAGCAACCGGCCCGCCUUCAUGCCCUCCGAGGGCAAGAUGGUGUCGGACAUCACUAGUACAUGGCAGGGUCUGGAGCAGGCAGAGAAGGGCUAUGAAGAGUGGCUGCUGACUGAAAUCAGGAGGCUGGAGCGCCUGGAGCACCUAGCUGAGAAGUUCAAGCAUAAAGCCACCACGCAUGAGGAAUGGUCUGUGGGUAAGGAGCAUAUCCUGAACUGUAAGGACUUUGAGUCUGCCUCUCUGACGGAGGUGCAUGCUCUGCUGAGGAAGCACGAAGCGUUCGAGAGCGAUCUGGCCGCACACCAGGACCGCGUGGAGCAAAUCGCCGCUAUCGCACAGGAGCUCAAUGAGCUGGACUACCAUGAUGCCUCCUCCAUCAAUGACCGCUGCCAGGGCAUCUGUGACCAGUGGGACAGCCUGGGCACUCUCACCCAGAAGAGGAGAGAGAACCUGGAGAGAACGGAGAAGCUGCUGGAGACCAUCGACCAGCUGUUCCUGGAGUUUGCCAAGAGGUCAGCUCCCUUCAACAACUGGAUGGAGGGAGCAAUGGAAGACCUUCAGGACAUGUUCAUAGUCCACACUGUGGAUGAGAUACAGAAUCUGAUCUCGGCCCACGGCCAGUUCAAGGCCACGCUGCCUGAGGCGGAUUGUGAGCGUCAGGCCAUCCUCAGCAUCUUCAACGAGGUGCAGAAGAUCACCCAGAGCUACAGCCUCUCCCUCAGCCUGGUCAACCCCUACAGCAACAUCACCCCCAUUGAGAUGGGGCAGAAAUGGGAAAAGGUGAAGAAGCUGGUUCCACAGAGGGACAGCUGUCUGCAGGAGGAACUGGCCAGGCAGCAUGCAAACGAGAGGCUCAGACGCCAGUUUGCUGCCCAGGCCAACAACAUCGGACCCUGGGUACAAACCAGGAUGGAGGAGAUCGGUCGUAACUCGAUGGACCUUGGUGGUCCCCUGGAGGAGCAGAUGAACCAGAUGAAGCAGUUUGAACAGGUUAUCAUCAACUACAAGUCCAACAUCGACAAGCUGGAGGGAGAUCACCAGCACAUCCAGGAGUCCCUCGUCUUCGACAACAAGCACACCAACUACACCAUGGAGCACAUCCGUGUGGGCUGGGAGCUGCUCCUCACCACCAUUGCCAGAACCAUCAACGAGAUCGAGACCCAGAUCCUGACCCGCGACGCCAAGGGCAUCAGCCAGCAGCAGAUGAAUGAGUUCCGCUCGUCCUUCACUCACUUUGACAGGAAGAAGAAAGGAGGUAUGGAGACAGAUGACUUCAGAGCUUGCCUCAUUUCCAUGGGCUAUGAUGUGGCUGAGGCUGAGUUUGCCCGGGUCAUGAACCUAGUGGACCCUAACGGCUCGGGGAAGGUGACCUUCCAGGCCUUUGUUGACUUCAUGACCAGAGAGACGUCCGACUCUGACACCUCAGAGCAGGUCGUAGCCUCCUUCAGGAUCCUGGCCACGGACAAGCCCUACAUCCUGUUGGAGGAGCUUCGUAGGGAGCUUCCCCCAGAGCAGGCAGAGUACUGCAUCUCCAGGAUGCCCAUCUACACCGGCCCGGAUGCAGUGCCUGGAGCCCUGGACUACACCGCAUUCUCCACAGCGUUGUACGGAGAGAGUGACCUCUAGUGGUCUCCAGUAGUACUACCCAGAGGUGGAGUUAAAAUAUGAUAAACUUCAGAAAUGAACCACUGUAAAAUGACGUGGUACAGCAUGUUAGCUUCAAAAAUAUUUACAUCCAAGUCCUUGAUUACCAUUUACUCCUCUUUUUUUCUCAACUCCACUCAUGGUCUGACCACUAAUGUAGUUGUCUUGCACACUGUAUCCUGCUUGUUGUAUCCAGACAGAUGCAACGCAUUGAUUUCUGUAGAAGUUUUGUUGUAGUCUGAGAAGCAUUCAUUUGCUAGGUUUUUGAAAGUAUGCUAUUAAUGUGAAAAUACUGUAUGUGCACACAACAUCCUUUUGCACAAUCAAAGUGUAAUAAAGUGAUUUACUUUCAUUGGGGAUCAAAUAAACCAAUGAGCUGCUUGCCAACAACUCAAUUGCUAAAACGUGUUGAUACAAAAAAAGAGAAACAUGAUAAACAUUAUAAACUGUCUGUCCCGGUUGGAGACAAACAAGCAGAAUAAACUGCCUUUGAAACAUUUA
Messenger RNA from Hypomesus transpacificus, 3426 nucleotides. Its product is annotated as alpha-actinin-2. The record is from RefSeq and is a predicted model, not a curated record. Gene Ontology annotation, molecular function: calcium ion binding; actin filament binding. The coding region runs from base 217 to 2907 and encodes 896 amino acids. NCBI's taxonomy places the organism in Eukaryota, Metazoa, Chordata, Actinopteri, Osmeriformes, Osmeridae. Gene Ontology annotation, cellular component: cell projection; cortical actin cytoskeleton; plasma membrane. Gene Ontology annotation, biological process: muscle cell development; actin cytoskeleton organization. The transcript has 21 exons.